CUGUCGGUAAAUGUCAUGCGUAAACGUCAAAACUUCGGAAGUGAUUUGUGAAUUAUCACCACGAAAUUGAUAGUUAAAAUUACAAAUUAAAGUAAAAGAUGUCGGUGGCCAAAGUGACUAAAGAUCAGAACAAGUCCGAGCCAGUAGCGUACAGCGAUGCUGCUCUAAGAAACAAUGCUGUGGUCGUGGAGUAUUGUAGAACUUCUAUGGCUGCAUUGUCAGGCUCCACUGCAGGUGUCCUAGGCCUCACAGGUCUCUACGGGUUUGCUUUCUACGUGUUUGCAGUUGUCAGCCUCUGGGUGAUGUUCAUGUUGAAGACUGGACCUAAUUGGAGCAAAUAUUACGUGUCAAGACAGAGCCUAUUAACACACGGCUUCUUUGGAGCACUCUUCACUUACGUGUUAUUCUGGACAUUUAUUUAUGGAAUGGUACAUGUAUAUUAGAGUUAAGUUAGUUUGUAAGUCUUAUAGAUGAAUUGUGCUUGGAGGUCUACCCCGAUUUUACACUUGUGAGCUUCUUACCUAAGUAUUAUGGAAGCAACUUACGAGGGGUUUUUUUACAUUUGCAAUUCUAUUGUAAGUUGUGUUAGCUACCUAUGCAACCAAAUCUUACAAGUGUAAUGUUGGCAUGAUUUAUGAUAGAAAAAGGAGAACUGCUGCAAUAUAAUCUUGUAUGUAUAUGAAUUGUGACAGAGUGUGUUUCCUUGAUGCUGGACUGUAAUUGCAUUGGCAUGCUAGCAAAACUGCCAUGUAUUUGGCCAGUAUCUUAUACUAGGCAUAUGAGUAUCAGACACAAAAGAAAAGUGUAUCACUUCCCAUAACCAGAUAAAAUGUAGACACCAUUUAAACUGCCCGAAAUUAUGGCAAGGAAGCUGGACAGAUAGACAAGUUACUUUCGCAUUUAAAUAUUAAUUAAGAAUUGUAAUUUAUUCACUAUUUGUUAAAUAGGAAAAUACUGGCAUGUAAUGUAAAGAAUGGUUUUAUUUAUACAUACUGUAAGAAAUAUUAUAAUUGUUUUACUGAAUAAAAUGGUUAAUUAUGUAAA
Messenger RNA from Helicoverpa armigera (cotton bollworm), 1044 nucleotides. RefSeq names its product ER membrane protein complex subunit 6. The record is from RefSeq and is a predicted model, not a curated record. The transcript has 2 exons. Bases 99 to 443 code for a protein of 114 amino acids. Gene Ontology annotation, biological process: autophagosome assembly; protein folding in endoplasmic reticulum. Lineage: Eukaryota; Metazoa; Arthropoda; Insecta; Lepidoptera; Noctuidae. Gene Ontology annotation, cellular component: endoplasmic reticulum; EMC complex; membrane.